Lutzomyia longipalpis is the source of this 5244-nucleotide messenger RNA. Its product is annotated as ATP-binding cassette sub-family C member 4-like. The transcript is spliced from 7 exons. Gene Ontology annotation, cellular component: membrane. Gene Ontology annotation, biological process: transmembrane transport. The record is from RefSeq and is a predicted model, not a curated record. Bases 947 to 5044 code for a protein of 1365 amino acids. Lineage: Eukaryota; Metazoa; Arthropoda; Insecta; Diptera; Psychodidae. Gene Ontology annotation, molecular function: ATP hydrolysis activity; ABC-type transporter activity; ATP binding.
UACACAUAUCACAUUAACCCUUUAACGUCCAACGUGAAACAUAAAAACAUUGAAACAUGCGUUCUUUUAUCGCGAUUUUUAUUCUAUGAAUUUUUUUAGAGGACUUUUCUCACUCAGAACGUCUUCUUUGACCCCUUAUGCGUGAAUUUGAUGCAUUCGUAACAUGGAAAAACAAUUACAUUCAUAAAUAAUUGAAAAAAUAAAAUGUUUCACGUUUGGGUCAGCGUAUGACCCAAAAAACCUUAAAGGGUUAAAGUUCUACAUAAGUGUAGCAGUGUGUUCACCAAGAAGUUAACAUUUUUUUUAAUGUUAAGAAAAAGCUCAAUAACCCGCUAUAUAUUGCAAAUUGCCAAUAUUGUGAAAUUCAGAGCCUAAAAAUUUGCCAUCUCAUGCAUCUCCAAACGAUUCAGUAUAGUGAUUUUAUGUAAAGUUCCACCAUACCGUGUGUAACCUUGAGUCGGUUAAAGCUUUUUUUUUCAACUGUGUCUGUUUCAAACAUAAAUCUAUAAGAGUGUUCGGCUCAAAUGAGAGGAAAUACUGUGAUUAUUUUGUCCAUAAAAAUGUCUAUAUACAAAAUUGCGCGUAUUAUGCCAUGAAAGUGAAUUUUCUGUGUGAAUAUAUAAAAUUGUUGUUUGCUAAUCAUUUUUAUCAGUUCAGCAAAUGAUACAACGCCGUCACUGAAAUUUAUUGAAGAUUACACCAGGGUAUGCAAGAAAUGAAUGUCAUAGUGUAAAUAAGUGAAAAACGAACGUUAUGUAAACGAUUGUGUGUGAAAUAAGUGGGACAAAAAAACACGACAGAGUUUAAAAUCUAAAAGUACAACCUGUGAACUAUCAUUAACACUAAAAAUUUUAUUAAGGAACUACCAUAAAAACUUUUUUUUUGUUAUUAACUGGAUACGUUAAUAAAAGCCCCGUGUUCUUAUGUACAUUAAUAAACUUCAAUCAUGGAAGCUGCUCAGAGAACAUUACAACCAAAUCCGCGUGAAAAAGCCAAUGUAGUGUCAGUUCUAACAUUUUGGUGGACUGUGGAACUUUUUAAAACAGGCUACCGCAAAGUCCUUGACCUAGGGGAUCUAUUUCGGCCUCUCAACGAGGACAGAUCCGAAGCUCUUGGUGAUCGUCUAGAAUUAAAAUGGAGAGAGCAACUGAAAAAAUCAAGUGACGAUCCAUCUCUGAUAAAAGCCGUGGCAUUGACUUUCUGGCGGGAAUAUGGUUUAAUGGCACUACUUGUGAUUGUAAAUGAGACGGCUGUUCGACUCGGACAACCUCUUCUACUUGGACGUUUACUUUUGUACUUCAGGCAUGAUAGCGAUAUGACGCACAAGGAAGCACUCCUAUGCGCCGGAGGAAUUGUAGGACUAAGCUUAUUUUAUACCAUUACUGUUAAUCAAUACAUAUUUGAUGCCUUCUACUACGGGAUGAGAGUGAGAGUGGCAAUGUGCAGUAUAAUUUACCGAAAAGCUCUAAAGCUCUCCAGAACAGCACUUGGUGAUACAGCACCGGGAAAAGUAGUGAAUCUCCUAUCAAAUGACGUUAAUCGCUUUGAUUUGGUAUCAGUGUUCAUACACAUGAUGUGGGCAUCACCACUGAUUGCGCUCGUUGUAGGAUACUUGCUGUGGCUCGAGGUAGGCUGGGCUGGAUUCGUAGGAAUAUUGGUCGUCUUCACUGUUGUCCCUUUACAAUCCUACACAGGAAAACUGUCAUCAAGAUUCCGUCUACAGGCAGCUCUUCGAACGGAUGAGAGAGUACGGUUUAUGGAUGAAAUAAUUUCGGGGGUGCAGGUGAUUAAGAUGUAUGCCUGGGAAGCACCUUUCGCAAAGUUAAUAACAGUCGCGCGUAAAUUGGAGCUCAAAAUCAUCCGGAGGAGUGCCUUUGUGAGAGCCAUUUACAUGACUUUCCUGCUCUUCACCACACGCAUGGCCCUCUUUUGCACAAUGCUAACAAUGGUCCUCAUGGAUCAUGAAAUAACCGCAGCAAAAGUCUUUGUCAUCAUGGCCUAUUUCAAUAUUCUCGCCUACACAAUGUCUCAGAUGUUUGUGCGCGGCGUGGCGGAAAUUGCUGAAGUUCUUGUAGCCCUGAAGCGUUUACGGAAAUUCCUGAUGUACGAGGAACGCGAUGAACCCAAUAGGAAGCAAAGGAUUGUAAAGGAUAUGAAGAACGGAGGACCGCCUGAUAUUGCUAGGAUCCACAGCAGCUACGACGAUCCAAGCAGAAAGUAUUUAGUUUCACUGAAGAAUGCAACAGCCAAGUGGCAGAUGCCCGAAAGGCCAGUAGAUAAGAAGAGUAGUUCACAAAAAGAAAAAGAAGCCUCAGAGGGAUAUUCAGGAGGAAGUGUUGAAUUCAUUGCUCCAACGCUCGAUAAUAUUUGCCUUGAGUGCAAAAAGGGAAGUCUCAUUGGGAUUGUAGGCCCAGUUGGUGCUGGAAAGUCAUCCCUUCUGCAAGUUAUCCUCAAAGAACUUCCAUUAGAAAGUGGAUCCAUGCAGACGCAUGGAAGUCUAUCGUACGCUGGACAGGAGCCUUGGGUAUUUGCAGCUUCAAUUAGACAAAAUAUCCUUUUUGGUGAAGAUUUCCAUAAAGAACGAUACGAAGCGGUAAUCAAGGCAUGUGCCCUUAAUCACGACCUCGAACAAUUCCCAAAUGGUGAUCAGACCAUCAUUGGGGAACGUGGAGCUUCACUCUCCGGUGGCCAAAGGGCGAGAGUGAGCUUAGCCAGAGCAGUUUAUCGUCGGGCUGAUAUUUACCUUUUCGACGAUCCUCUCAGUGCUGUUGAUGCUCACGUUGGACGACACUUAUUUGAUCAAGUUAUCGGCCCAAAAGGACGCUUGAGUUCAAAUAGGAUCACCCGCAUUCUAGUUACACAUCAAGUACAUUUUCUUAAAGACGCAGACUGGUUAGUUGUACUCAAAGAUGGCCAAAUUGAAAUUCAAGGACCACCACUUGACGUCUUCCACAGUGGAAUUGAUUUUGCUAAACUCCUCAAUGCUGACGAUGAUGAUGCUGAAGAUGGAAAGUCUGAAAAACCAAAAUUCAGAAGACAGCAAUCAACUUCUUCCUCAAGAUCUCAGUCAUCAAGAAAUUCCUUGAGUUCCGAAGAUGAACUUGACGACAUGAUCGAUGAGAAGAAGGAAAAAGAGAAUCAACCGGCAAUGGUUGCUCUCGAGGGUACUUCCAAAGGAACGGUUAAGGGACCAAUUUUUAUCAACUACCUCAAAGCAGGUGGCAAUUGGGCGGUGUUGGCAAUCAUGUUUGUCCUCUUCCUCAUCACACAAUUCAUGGCCAGCGGAUUUGAUUGGUUCAUUGCCUACUGGACUUCUCAGGAAGAACUCCGAGAUCUCUACAAUGUAACACUCGACGCCCAGGAAUUCAUCCUCACCAAUAAAACCCUUCAAAUUGUCGACUCAGAAGUUCCCUACCUUCUGAGUACAGAAACCUGCCUCUACAUUGCAGGUGGUAUGGUGAUCUCCCUCUUCUUAUUCGGACUGAUAAGAUCUCUCGGUUUCUACUCAAUGUGCAUCAAGGCAUCUCAGCGACUUCAUGAUGGAAUGUUUAAUGGAAUCAUAUCAACAACAAUGCGCUUCUUUGAUACGAAUCCAUCAGGGAGAAUUCUCAAUCGUUUCUCCAAAGAUCUCGGCGCAACAGAUGAGCAGCUACCUAAGGCUAUUCUAGAUGCUACACAAAUUAUUUUGAAUAUGUUUGGAUCGAUAAUUGUCGCCACGACUGUUAAUCCACUAUUUUUAGCACCUAUUGCUGGACUCACAGUGAUCUUCCUCUUUAUUAGAAAGGUCUAUUUGAGGACCUCAAAGAACAUCAAACGUCUUGAUGGUAUCACUCGAUCACCUGUUUUCACGCAUCUCGGAGCCUCCCUUAUGGGACUUCCAACGAUCAGAGCCUUUGGAGCGCAGGAGAUCCUCGUCAAAGAAUUCGAUGCACUCCAAGAUACUCACACAGCCUCCUGGUACAUGUUCAUCGGAUCCAGUGGAGCUUUUGGCUACGUCAUGGACCUCUUGUGUGUGGCCUUUAUAUUUUUCGUCACAUUCAGCUUCCUCCUCAUAGAUACAGAUGCAAUGGGUGAUCAAGUAGGUUUGGCUAUCUCUCAAGCCAUGGCCCUCACAGGAUUCCUUCAGUGGGGAAUUCGACAAAGUGCUGAGGUAGCCAAUCAAUUGAUGUCCGUUGAGAGAGUUAUGGAAUACCGAGAUUUAGUGUCUGAGAAGCAACCAGAGAAGCCACAGGAAGUGUCUGCCGAAUGGCCAGAAACUGGAAAACUUGAAAUGAAGGAUGUUCGGUAUCGGUACUUCAAGGAAGCCGAUCCUGUGCUCAAAGGUGUGAACCUUUCGAUCAAAGCCAAAGAGAAGAUUGGAAUUGUGGGACGAACAGGUGCUGGAAAAUCAUCCCUCAUCGGUACUCUCUUCCGACUUGCUGAAGUUGAGGGUGAUAUUGAAAUUGAUGGGGUGAAGACAGACAAAAUAGCUCUACAGAAAUUACGCUCCAAAGUCUCAAUCAUCCCUCAAGAUCCAGUUCUUUUCUCAGGAACUCUCAGAAGGAAUUUGGAUCCAUUUGAGGAAUACAAAGAUGCUGCUCUUUGGCAAUCUCUUGAGGAAGUGGAACUAAAGGACAUUGCCAGUGGACCUCUGGCUUUGCAAGCUGAAGUCCUCGCCGGUGGUAGUAACUACAGUGUCGGACAACGACAACUGAUUUGCCUGGCCAGAGCCAUUUUACGUAAUAAUAAAAUUCUAGUCCUGGACGAAGCUACCGCCAAUGUCGAUCCAAAUACCGACGCCCUAAUUCAACAGACAAUAAGAACGCGCUUUGCUGACUGCACCGUUCUCACGGUGGCUCAUCGUCUUCAUACAAUCAUGGACUCUGAUCGAGUCCUUGUAAUGAGUGAUGGACUUGUAGGUGAAUUCGAUGCGCCGCAUCUUCUCCUACAGCGCCCAAAGGGUCUCCUCCGUGAAAUGGUGAACUCCACUGGACCACAAGAAUCUGAACGUCUCAUGAAAAUAGCUAAGGAUGCCUUCGAAUCAAAUUUCAAGGAAUAUUUGUAAUGAUUUCACAGAGAGACUAUCCGCUUGUGCCUUAAAUACCUAUACCGGAAGUAUUUAGGAAUUUAUUAUGUCUGACGAAUAUAUUUACAAAUCAGACAUCAGGGACUUUAGAUUUAAUUUGUUAAGAAUAAAAUGUAAUUUGGAUCUGUUUAUUACACAUUCUUUACCUAUAAUAAAUUUAUUAAAAUAAUGAAAAGAAA